CACGCAUGCACGGCUUUUCGAUCAACACACUUCUUGCGGCAUUUCGGCGUACCGUCGACUCGUUUUUUAUCGCCUUUCUUCCACGCCUCCGUAACUUUUUUCUUUCGUUCGUUAUCGCAACAGAGAGGCAACUUCGAAAGUGCUUCUUUACCGUCCUCUGUGUCAACUUGCUUCUUCGUUACUUCUUUGACGCAUCGCAAACGCUCGUGUUGCACGCUGGCAAGCCAGGCGCUGCGACAAGUUCGACUUCCGCUUUUCUCCGCCAUUGGCUUUUCUCGACGGGGAGCUUUUCCUGGCCAAGACCGUGUCUCCUUUUGCUGUCGUCUUCGUGUGUGCUUUGUCUUGGUUAUCUUUCCGCCCCUACGUUUGAAACGAGUCCUAUUGACAUAUCGCGAGUCUUUCUUGCCGCGUUUUUCGUAGCAAUUCUCCAGGGCGGUUCUUUUCUUUCUUGCUGCUCUCUGUCUCUCUCUGCUCUCUCUGCUCUCUCUGUCUCUCUCUCCUGUCUGUCUACUACUACUGCUUUUCCUGUUCCUUUCGACCUCCGUUUAUGCCCUCGCUCGUUCGCAACCCAUUCUGUGUCUCCGCAAGCAGCUUCUUCUCAUCCAUGUCGGCUGUAGGCGCCUCAGACGAGCAGACAGACCGAGCCUCGUCGCAGACGCGCGAGCUCUCUCGUUCUUUCGUCACGCGUUGACGCGUUGGAAGAGGAAACAAGAGAAUGCGUCAAGCCAUCGAAGGAGAGAGCAACAUUCAACUGCGCAGCGAGACGCAGAAGGGGGAAUGAGGAUGCAGUGGCGGCUUCUUCGCGGUCCGUUCAGUUGGCGUACGCAGCUGCCUCUCUCCACUCGGUGGACGAUAAAGAAGGCACUUGGAACGACAGAGGGAAAGCGGGGACGGAGAACGGAACCCAGAAAAGCAGCCAAAGGUCGGAAUCCUCGGCGUUGAAGGAAAAACAGUACCGAGUGGGACGAGAAGGACCGACGAGAAACAGAGGUCGUCUCGCUUUUUUGUCCUCCAGCGACUCAAGUCCCCGCUUCCACGUGUCUCCUGUCUCUCCGUCUCCUCCCCACAUGUGUUUCUUCGCCCUCUGCAGUCUGUCUCCUGGAACGACCCGCGAGGAAAUGGGGAGAAGCCCCAGCGUCUGGUCCGCUGUGCAUCCGCCGACUACACCCCAGAGAGAAAAAGAUGGACAGAAGGCGGACGCCGGUCGAGAAGAACGGAGGCGCGGUGGAUGAGGAAAAUACCAAGGCGUCCGGAAGACAGCCGCAACGAAAAGGCAGAACGAACGAGAAGUUUUCUACGCAGCUGGAUCGCCAACCCCCCCACUCCCAUGCUCUCGCCUCCACCUCUUCUUCUUCCUCUUCUUCUUCCUCUUCUUCCUCUUCUUCUUCGUCUUCUUCUCCCUGUACCUCUCGUUGUCCGUCUGUUUCCUCAUCUUCGUCAUCCGCGGCUGCGGCUGCUCGCUUCACUUCGUCUUCUAGAGUCCUUGCGCGCACAAAGAGAGAAGCGUCUCGUCCGCAGCGUCCGCCUGCGGCGCAGGUCGCGAACUCUGUGAGCGGCUGUCAUCGCAGCUCCCUGCAGUCUCUGCUGGCGUCUCCGGAUUUUGCGUUGGCUGAGUUGAGUCGGAGAAACCGGGUGCCGAACCCAAAGGCGAUCUCUCCCCUUCCCUUCCCGUAUCUGAACGCGUCGCUCGCUUUGGCUGACGAGCGGAGCAGAGCAGAAGCUCCUUCACACCGACGAGGAGACGCCGGCGCCCGAGCGGAAGCCGGCUUCGCCCCCCAGGCUCCCGCCGCGAGUCUCAAAGACGAGGCGGAGCGGGGAGCCAGAAUCCGAGACACCCAAACCUGGUGGGCCUGGGUGAAGAACAGCUUCUUGCCAAGAAGCACGAAGCGAAGCGAGAUCCGAGAGACAGCAGGCCCCGAAAAAAGAGAGGGCGAGAAGCCGAGGACCGAUGCAGGCUGGAAGCGACAAGACGCCUGCAACGCCUCCUCGUCUUCCUGGGAAGGAGAACGCGACAGAACCGACGGCUCGGCGAAUGAAACGCCUCCCUCCCUGGGCAUGACGCGCCCUUCGAACUUCCCCGAGAGCCCCGCGUCCUCUCUCCUCUCGGUGCCGCAGCAGCGACCGCGUCCCGCGCUUCGCGCAUGCAUCAUCGUGUGGGCAGACAACCGGGUGUAUCGCGGAGAGACGUUUGCCUCUGCCGUCCGACACGGCUGUGGAUACACUCUGUACGGAGGGACCGCGUCGGCCGCUGCGGCCUUCAUCGAGAAGGAGCCGAGACGGUGCCUGCAGCGAGCUCACCUCUUCUCGCGCUCCGCUGCCCAGGUCCUCGGCUUGUCAACGCCCCUCCUCGCGUUCAACGACUGGAGCGCGCUGGCCCUCCUCAAGGGUGUCGCAGGAACGCGCGACCUGCCUACGGUGUACAGACAGCCGGCGCAGGCUGACCCUCUGCUCCUGCAUGCGCGCCAGCCGCCAGUUUCGCAGUCGGACUGCCUCGCGCACCUGCGCCUGGUGACCGGGAAGGGUGGGACGGGGGGCGCCCGCGGCUGGGGCUUCGCUGGCCUGGAGACCUGGAGACGCCCGCAGGGAGGUUCGUCGCGGCGUCGGGGAGGCAGGCGGCGCAGAAACGGAGAGCGCGCCAGCGAUCUCGAGGCUGCAGAGGAUGCCGGAAGGCGAGAGCGCUCGUGGAGGGGCGCCGCGGCCGAGGAGGAGGAGCAGCUGGCUGCGGCUCUCGCCGUUCUCGCGUCUGCCUCUCCUCGAGUCCCUGCAGGGUACUGUGGCCACUGGGAGAAGGACCAGCGGUCCGGCUGGGGGGUCUUCGUGCGAGGGAAUUCCGGACUCAAGUACGAAGGCUUCUGGCGAAACGACUGUCGAGAAGGACUGGGGAUACAGACCCUCGCGCAGGGCGUCCGCUUCGUCGGCUGCUUCCGAGGCGGCGUCCGACAUGGCAAGGGAGUUCUCUUCCAACCGAAUGGAAGUCUCUACGCAGGCGAGUGGGAAAACGGAUACGUGGUGAAGCAAGAGCUUCUUUUCUUCGGCGCUGUCUCUCCAGAGACAGCCGAUGCAUGCGUCGACGGCCGAGGGGCGACAUGCGAGACGACGGGGACAGCGGCAAGGCUGCAGAGAGAGAGAUCCAGAGGUUCCACAGGAGAACAGCACGAAGAAAAAGGAACGGCGGGAACUUCUCGCGCAGGUAGUGCGUACCGGAGGCGAGGCGAGAAGGCGCUCGACGCUUCGGAGGCAAACACAAUUCGAAGAAGGCGACCGCACAGAGAGAACAGAGAAGGAGAGCGGGAGGGGCCAGAGGCGGCUGUCUGUCUCUGCGCGGAGACCGGAUGUGGGGAACGACGAGAAGAAGCGCGCCAUGCCGAGAGGCCUCUUCGGAUGAAGUUUUCGCAGUCGAUCUCCUCGCCGGUCAUUGACAGCAGCGACCUGCCUUCGUCCUGGGAUGAGACAGAGGAGAGAGAAAAGGAUGAGUCACCUAUCAUCUCCUGGAGAGAGAAGAGAGACCGAUUGCGGACUGGCAGCCGAGCAGAGGCCAGCGGGGCGCGUCAGAAGCCUCGGUCUCUGCUGUCGUGCAUGCAGACGAAAAAUGUGCACAGAUACACGUCGCCGGGAACGCGAGAAGAGGACCUAAAGAGAAGGCGACGGAGGAGAAGAAGAACAGGAGGCGAAGGUGGACUCGCUUCCCCGCGUCACCGAGACGCCUCCAAGAACAACAGAGAAAAAGCGACAAAGUCCCAACCGGAAGGCACAGUUCCUUUUCAAACGAAACUAUCUUUCUCGUCUUCCUGCAUGUCUUCCUGCAUGUCUUCCUCUUCUUCCUCUUCUUCGUCGUCGGCGCAGUCCCCACGACGCGGGAAGGGAAGAGCAGCGCAUGUGGAUUCUGUGUCUUGCGCUGUUGCAUCAAAUGGAGACUCGACCCCGAGACUUCUGCCGCCUUCCUCUGGAUCUUUGCCCUCUCGGACGUUUGUCUCUUCGGCAGCAGCAGCGUCUUCUGAGGAGAUAUCCGUCGAGCGUCACGGCGAAGCGCCGCGCUGUGUGAAACACAGCGCAUGGGCGAGGAGACGCAAGGAGACCCAGGAGACUCAACGGUCUUUGUGUGGGGUGUCCGAGGAAGGAGGGACGCGUCAAACCGGCCGAGAGAAGGGAGCAGCGCCGCAGCGGAGUUCGAGUGGAGAGGGAAAUCGGGAACGGAGUUCACCCAAACACAAAGGAGACAGAUCGUAUCCCUUGCCGUUGAAUGCAGCUUUUGGAGAGAAACCGACAUUUUCAGUGUGCGAUCCGCCCUCACAAAGUGGAGAAGCCAAGCGCGACGAGAGACAGAAGAUGUUCGUGGAUUUCCAACGCCAGAUGGCCGAGGCGCGUCGCUUGUCGUCGGCAGCUGCAUGCGAGGAAUGGGGCACAAGCGAGGUUGCUCACUUCUUCGCCUGUCAGGGAGUUCCCCUGGCGCUCCGGGAGCUGCUGGUCUCUCAGGACGUCGACGGCUCUGCCCUCCUGCAAAUGCAGGAAGAGCACCUGGCCGAGAUGGGAGUGCAUGCAUGGGAAGAUCGGCGACUCCUGCUGUCAGUUGCAGGCAUUCUGCACAAACUGAAGAGACGGCACGCGCAGCGGACGCUCUACGCGUCUGCCGAACAGCUGGAGCAGGCUCAGGCGGUCGUCGCGACUCUGGAGAUCCCCGCCGACGAAAUCAGCAUCGAAGGCCGCGUCGGCGAAGGCGGCUACAGUCGGGUGUACAGGGCGAGGUGGAAGUACACCCGGUCUCUCGAACUCGAGCAGCAGCGCCAGGGCUUGCUUCAGUAUCAACAAGACGUCCAGAACUAUUACGCUUGGGUUCGCCAGCACGCACAGAACUCGACGUCUUCUCGCUUUUCCGGCGAAGCUCAGAAACCGAAGGCCGGGCGCAGCUUCGCUGCUCCUGGGUGUGAACUCGCAGCGUCAUCUUCCUCGUCUGUCGCGUCAUCGUCGGAGUCUUCACUGAAGGACCGCACGAGAACUGAAACAGAUAGGCUUCAGUCUCUUCGCGAGUCGCGCUCCUCGGGAAGAGCGGAUGGCUCUCAGGUGGAAGGACGCUCGCUAUCCGAUGCCGCUGCCUGCAAGGCCGCAGGCUCGUCUGUCUCUCCAGAGUUCUUGCCGGCUGUCCUCUUCCCAAACGCGUUCUGUUUGGAUCCCGCCGGCGACGGGAGUCUUUCCGCGUCGACGUCGCUAGCCGUCUCUCUGGCGCCUCAGCUGCCAGUGACGCAGCCUUGUCCGUGUAUGCAGGCUUAUCCUCUCCCGCCGCCUGUCCCCGCGUUUCCUCAACCUCGGUGUUGCGAAGGCUUCGCGAGCGGCUCUGCGUCUUUCUCUGGGGACAUGCGUGUCGCAGUCAAGGUCUUUCGUCAGCGCGAACUGCGGACUCUGCAGCGCAGCUUCUUUUCCGAGUUGUCGGUGCUGGGUCGCCUGACGCACCCGAACAUCGCGAUGCUUCUCGGCGUAGUCUCCGCGCCGCUGUAUGGGCUCGUGACCGAGUACGUUCCAGCAGGUUCGCUCUUUGACCUCCUCCAUGUGCGACGGAUCCCUCUCUCGUUCAGCCAAGUCGCGCGGUUCGCCAGAGACAUCUGCCAUGGCAUGCGGUACCUCCACGAACAGGGCGUUCUCCACUGCGACUUAAAGAGUCCGAAUGUACUCCUGGGCCGACGCGGAGAGAUCAAGCUGUGCGACUUCGGCCUCGCGACCCUCAUCGAGACGGCUCCAGAUGCUGCCGACGCGCGCUGCGAGGACGGCGAACGGCGCGAUCCUGCUGGAGGCGACGCGGCGGCCGCGCAGUGGGGCAGAGAGGCUAGGAAACCGCAGCUGCAAGAGGCGCACCUGGGAUGCGUCGGCACUCACCACUGGAUGGCUCCCGAAGUUCUUCGUGGGGAGCCUUUCACGGCUGCUGCGGAUGUCUACUCCUUUGGCAUGGUUCUGUGGGAGAUGGUUGCGAGGAAAAUUCCUUUUGAAGGCAUGAAUAGUCCUGCGCACAUCAUCACGGCAGUGGGGUACGGCGGCGCGUCUCCUGUGUUGUCUCCGUCGCCUCCGCCUCUGCGGGAAAUCCUGGAAAGAUGUUUGAGUCCUUCUCCGCAGAACCGGCCUUCGUUUGCGUGGUGCGCUCAACAGCUGCAGUCUUUGUACGCGGCAAAUACGCUCGACGUCGAGGUGAAUCUCAGCACACUGCUGGGUCUUGAGUGAAGAACUGGAGGCAUGUUGGGAGAGCGCUUCUGAGUCCCAGGCCUUGGCGCGGCUGAGGCGCUCAGGUGAGGCAUGCUCCUCUCCUGUCGCGGUUGUGGGGGAGAAGAGAGCGACGGGGGACGCGCUGGUCUCUGCUCCUCAGGCACAGCCUUCCUGCGCCGCAUCGGCGGUGGAUUUUACGCGGGCAACAUGGCGUCGGAAGCGAUGGUAAUCGAGAGAAGGAUCGAGCAGGCGCGGAAGAGGAGCUGUCUCAUCUUUGAAGAAGGUCGAAAGAGAGAGGGGGAGGAGAACAUGCAGGAAGAGAGAAGACCUCGAAGAAGCAGGGAGAGGAAAAGGGCAGGCGCGAAACUCGCGCCUGCCCAUAACGGAGACAGUCCGGCGAGCGAAAUGUCACGAACGAGGGGAAACAGAGAGCGGAGAGAGACGGGGAGAGGCACCAGCAGAAAAAAGGUGGACGCAACCAAGCAGCAGCGGGGGAGGGGAGGGGGGGAGAACAGGAAAACGAGAAGUAACGAGAGAACGGGGAAGUUGCCUCUCGGAGGGUCUUUCCUCGCUUGUGAUGAGAGACAAUGAGCAUGCAACUGAAUCGGUCUAUCGCAGACUCAAGGGAAACCACUGUUAAAAAGAACUCUUUUCCUCACAGAUUCAGCUCUCAACCAUCUGCGGAAGCUA
This is a messenger RNA of Toxoplasma gondii ME49, 6876 nucleotides long. RefSeq names its product Tyrosine kinase-like (TKL) protein. The transcript is spliced from 3 exons. The record is from RefSeq and is a predicted model, not a curated record. Gene Ontology annotation, molecular function: ATP binding; protein kinase activity; protein binding. Lineage: Eukaryota; Apicomplexa; Conoidasida; Eucoccidiorida; Sarcocystidae. Gene Ontology annotation, biological process: protein phosphorylation. The coding region runs from base 1183 to 6204 and encodes 1673 amino acids.